Messenger RNA from Oncorhynchus masou masou (cherry salmon), 4330 nucleotides. RefSeq names its product proprotein convertase subtilisin/kexin type 7-like. Gene Ontology annotation, molecular function: serine-type endopeptidase activity. The transcript is spliced from 16 exons. The record is from RefSeq and is a predicted model, not a curated record. Bases 186 to 2363 code for a protein of 725 amino acids. Gene Ontology annotation, cellular component: Golgi membrane; trans-Golgi network. NCBI's taxonomy places the organism in Eukaryota, Metazoa, Chordata, Actinopteri, Salmoniformes, Salmonidae. Gene Ontology annotation, biological process: protein processing.
UUAUAGACGGCCAAGUUGUUGCGGAAGUGACAACAUUUCGGAAAACGACAGAUGACAGCGAAAUAGCUAUCGUAAAUGAAAUUGUUGUCCACAAAUAAACUGUACAAUAAAGACGUCGACGAAAAGGCUGCUGUCCUAAUGUGGAGGCGGAGCAGAACUUGCGUUGAGCACCUGCCUGUGUUGCCAUGGGUUCACCCCCCUUGUUCCUGCUCCUCCUGGGCCUGACCCCUAUGCUCUGUCUGACUGUUCAUACCCUCCACACGUCCGCCCCUCCCGCGGCUCCUCCACCCUCCUGUGGGCCGGGCAAGUCCUGGGCUGUCCGGUUGCACACAGACUCAGAGCUGCUGGAGGCUGAUGGCUCCACCCUGCACGAGCUGGCCAGCAUGGUGGCUGAGCAGGCUGGCCUAGAGAACAGGGGCCAGAUAGGGCAGCUGGAGGGCCACUACCUGCUCUGUGCCGGCCCCGAGGAGGAGGGCAGAGCGGGGGACGUGCUGGCAGCCCACCCUCAUGUGCUCUGGCACUCCCAGGAGCAGGUCCUCAGCCGCUCCAAGAGGGCAAUGGCCUUCAACGACCCCAGAUACCCCUUCCAGUGGCACCUGCACAACGAUGUCAUGGAGGGCAUGGACAUCAAUGUGACUGGUGUAUGGGAGCGCAACAUCACAGGGACAGGGGUGACAGUGGUGGUUGUGGAUGAUGGGGUUCAACACACCCUCCAGGAUAUUCAGCCAAACUAUAGUCCAGAGGGCAGUUAUGACUUGAACUCCAACGACCCGGACCCCAUGCCCCACCCGGACGCCCUCAGUGACAACCACCACGGCACGCGCUGCGCCGGGGAGAUCGCCGCCGUCUCCAACAACAGCUUCUGUGCUGUGGGCGUGGCCUAUGGCAGUAAAGUGGCAGGUAUCAGAGUCCUGGAUGGGCCGCUCACAGACAGUAUGGAGGCGGUGGCUUUCAAUAAGCACUACCAGAUCAACGACGUCUACAGCUGCAGUUGGGGUCCUGAUGAUGAUGGCCGCACUGUUGAUGGACCACACCCCUUGGGCAAGGCGGCGCUGCAGCACGGCGUGAUUGCUGGCAGAAGGGGCUUCGGCAGUAUCUUUGUCGUCGCCAGUGGCAACGGAGGCCAGAACGAGGACAACUGCAACUACGAUGGCUAUGCUAACUCAAUCUACACUGUUACCAUUGGAGCAGUAAAUGAGGAAGGGAAGAUGCCCUUCUAUGCUGAGGAGUGUGCCUCCAUGUUGGCUGUCACCUUCAGCAGUGGGGGCAGAACGCUACGCAGUAUUGUGACGUCAGACUGGUCACUGCAGCAGGGCACGGGCUGUACUAACGGGCACACGGGCACCUCGGCGGCGGCACCCCUGGCGGCUGGCAUGGUGGCUCUGAUGCUGCAGGUCCGGCCCUGUCUCACCUGGAGAGACGUGCAGCACAUCAUCACCUACACAGCCACACAGUAUGAUGUGCAAGGGGAUUGGAAAAUCAAUGGAGCGGGCUUCCACCACAGUCACCAGCACGGCUUCGGCCUGCUCAACGCCUGGCGGCUGGUCAACGCUGCCAAGGUGUGGGAGAUGGUGCCGUUCCUAGUGUCCUAUCAGAGCCCAGUGCUGAAGGAGGUGGAGCUUAUCCCAGCCUAUCCGGAUCAACUCAACCUAACCUGGAACGUCACUGCAGCUGACCUCAGGCAGUCCGGGAUGCAAACCUUGGAGCACGUGUCUGUCACCUUGACAAUGGUCCAUUCUCGCCGUGGCAACGUGGAGAUUGUACUACUCUGCCCCAGUGGCAUGACCUCACUCAUCGGGGCGCGCCGUACUCUGGACAUGGAUACCUCUGGUUACUCAGACUGGACGUUCUCCACUGUGCGCUGCUGGGGGGAGAGAGCCGAGGGCCAGUACAGGCUGCAAGUCUCUGACCACAAAGACCCUGGGUUGACCCUGGGCUCUCUGAAGCGCUGGAAGCUCACUCUGUACGGCUCCUCUCUGUCCUUCGAAGAGGUCAAGGAGAGACAGAGUGUAGUGGAGGAGGCUAUGGGGGGGCAGUAUCUGGACAGCAGUUUCUCCCUGCCCUGUCCUGCAGGCAUGGACAUCCCCUCUGAGACGGUCAGCCCGUUCACCUCCAAUAGCCUCAAGUCUCUGCUACUGCUGGGCUGCUUUGCUCUCUUCUGGUCCUUGUACUACACCCUGGAGGUGACCCUAGCCAACCUGGACUUUAGAGGACUGUGUCGGCGGGGCAGGGGGUCACGGGGCUCCCGCGGGGGCUGGGGGAGAGGCACUGGAACUCUGGGGGACAGCUCUGAGCUGGAGAUGCAGAGUGCGUUGGACUCAGAGUACAAGGUGCCCUUCAUCACUGGAGACACUGCCACAUAACACUGGAGAAAACCUCUGUCCUUUCUCCUUACGACAUCCCACCCACUGCUCAACAGUCUGGGCCUGGCACCAGUGGGGCCAACUGAACUGAACUGGAGACUGAACUCCAACUAUGGGCUGGAACUGUGUGCUCACUGGCCAAAUCAUUGCUCCCCAAGCCUGUGGCCUUUUAUCAGUGUUGCAGUGCCCCAUGUGUGUGUGAAAGUGUACUGCGGUGGAGCAACCUAAACCCCCUGUAUCUCUCAGGAUCCUCCGGUCUCACCUAGCAGUGCUAUAGAGGUGGUAGUUUGACUUGGUCUUUGGGUUGGAGUAUAUAUCACUAGUUUGGUUCAGUCCCAUACCUGGGUCUUUUAGUGUGGGACUAGGUGUGACGGACAACCAGACAGAGCAUUACUCCCGGGGCCGUUUCCUGGACAACCCGACAGAGCAUCACUCCCGGGGCCGUUUCCUGGACAACCAGACAGAGCAUCACUCCUGGGGCGGUUUCCUGGACAACCAGACAGAGCAUCACUCCCGGGGCCGUUUCCUGGACAACCAGACAGAGCAUCACUCCCGGGGCCGUUUCCUGGACAACCAGACAGAGCAUCACUCCCAGGAUGGUUUCCUGGACAAAGAUUAAGGCUAAUCUUGGUCAGGAUUAGGUUUAGUCUGGGUUUAUGGCAAACUUCUAAAGUUUAUUAGGUGUGUACCAUGGGAAGGCAUUACAAUGCUGUGUGUGUGUGAAUGUGUUUUAAAAUGUAAAUGGUGUUUGGUUCUGAGGAUGUGUGUGAGUGCUCUUGACUAUGGUUACUUUAAGUUAUUUUUUAAAAUUAAAGGUGUUACUCAUAGGAUUUUAUAAAAAUGUUACAUUGUAAUUUCAGAAAAUGUCCAUAAUACACUGUGUACAUAACAAACACCUUCCUAUUAUUGAGUUGCACCCUCCCUUUUGCCCUCAGAACAGCCUAAUUUUGUCGGGGCAUGGACUCUACAAGGUGUCAAGCAUUCCACAGGGAUGAUGGCACAUGUUGAUGCCAAUUACUCCCACAAUUGUCAAGUUGACUGGAUGUCCUUUGGGUUGUAGAACAAGUUGCUUUCGGUUUUGAUCCACCAGCUUCAAACAGCUGUAAAAUAAUAUUUUUUGCAACGAUUGAGAUGGUACAAUGGUUCAACACUAUUCAAUGCUUGUUUUUGCACAUAAAUUGAGCGAACAGUGUAGAAUUUGAGCAGCUAGGAAAUAAGCAAUUUCCACUAGAUAAGUCAGAACAGCUUUCCUAUUUUAAGAUGCCGUUCUGGUGGGAGAAUACAGGUAAGAGAAUACUGUGAAACACUAUUAGCGACAGAUAUUUUAUGGUCAUUUUCUGAAAUUACCAUACAAAAAAAUAAAUCCUAUGUGUAGAAAUUUUAAAGCUACAAUAUGUAACUAUUUGGGCGACCUGACCAAAUUCACAUAGAAAUGUGAGAUAUUUAAUUCCUAUUGAAAGCAGUAUAAGAAGCAGUAGAUCUGUGCUUCCCAUUCUGAAGUUUUGUUUUUGCUUCUUUUGGACACCAACUUCAAACAGCUGAAUAUACAAUAUUUUUGGUUAUGGAAAAUAUUUCACAAUGACUUAGAUGGUACAAUGAUUCUCUACACAAUGACGGUUUUGUCACAAACUGAAAUUAGGGGAACUAUUCUAAUUUUAGCAAGCAGGGAAUGGUGGAGCGAUUUCUGCAUAGUGCACCUUUUUAACUUAAUUAUUUUGUAAACAGACCUCUCGUUUGGGCGUGGUGGUUUUGGAAUGUUAUUUUGUGCAGACUAUAUACAUUUUUCUGGUACUUGAUUUGGGGGUUGAAUGUGUUUUUAUAUCAACUGUAAUAUGUUACAAUCAACAAUAUUUCAGAGUUUUUGAUUUUUUUAAUGAACUGAAACAAAUGUGUUUACUGGACUAAACUGGAAGCCUGUUCCGCUGAUCAAGUCACAGCUUGACUGAGUAAAAUUAAUUGGAGUUUCA